Messenger RNA from Harpia harpyja (harpy eagle), 616 nucleotides. It is a transcript of the gene OPA3, whose product is annotated as outer mitochondrial membrane lipid metabolism regulator OPA3. The record is from RefSeq and is a predicted model, not a curated record. The transcript has 2 exons. Lineage: Eukaryota; Metazoa; Chordata; Aves; Accipitriformes; Accipitridae. Gene Ontology annotation, cellular component: mitochondrion. Bases 56 to 595 code for a protein of 179 amino acids. Gene Ontology annotation, biological process: regulation of lipid metabolic process.
CUCGGGUCGCGCGGCGGUGAGGUCACGGCGGCGCGCCGCCGGCCGGGGUAGGGGGAUGGUGGCGGGCGCGUUCCCGCUGGCCAAGCUGCUGACGCUGGGCGCGCGCCAGCUGAGCCGCCCCCUGGCGGCCCGCAUCAAGGCCGGGGCGCGCGCCAGCCCCUUCUUCCGUGCCUACAUCUGCCUGCCGCCCGCUCAGCUGUAUCACUGGGUGGAGAUGCGCGCCAAGAUGCGGCUGAUGGGUUUCCGCGGCGCCGCCGUCAAACCGCUGAACGAAGAAGCGGCGGCGGAGCUGGGAGCGGAGCUGCUGGGGGAAGCGAUCGUGUUCGGCGUGGGAGGGCUCUGCCUCUACCUGGAGUACGCCCGGCAGACGGGGCAGGCGCGGCGGCGGGAGGAGGAGCAGGCGGCGGCGCUGCGGGAGGUGGGGGAACGGCUGGAGCGGCUACGGGAGGAGCUGGACGCCAUGGCGGCGCGCCUGCCGCCUGGACACGCCCCCGGGCACGCCCCCGCCCCUUCCAGCCCCGCGCUCGGCGGCGGCCACGCCCCCGGAGCCGAGGGCGGUGGCGCAGGACACGCCCCCGCGAGACCCGGCCAUUAAAAGCGCCCCUCGUGCUCUUCC